CUUACAGGCAAUGCCGCGGGCACCUCAGCAGCUCGGAAUACUGGCCUUCCGGGAUCACGUGGUCCAUUGCCGUCUAGGACCUCGGCGCGCUGUUUCCUUCCGCCAUUAGAUCAAGAUGAGUGGCUUCAACUUUGGGACAAGUUCUUCCUCUGGAGGCUUCUCAUUUGGCACUCCCAAGACUACUACAUCAACAGGAGCCACUUCCUUUUCAAUUGGUGGUGGUCCUGCUCCAUCUACAGGAUUUAGUUUUGCCACAAUGGCACAAGCUCCUGUGACUACAGCAGCUCCGUCAAACCAGACUGGUGCACUUUUUUCUUUCUCAACGCCAGCUGCUUCAGCUGCACCUACUUCUGGGUUUUCUUUUGGUGCACAGUCAGCAUCUACCACAUCCGCAGGAGGUUUAGUGUUGGGUAAUGCUGUACCCAAAUUGGGUCUCGGAGGAGUGACACAGCCAUCUUCUGGGAGCAGCAUCAGUGGAACCCCUCAGAAUUCUGGUUUCACUUUCGGUACUGCAGUCACUCAACCCCUCUCAGCACCUUCAACUACUAGCGGUGGCUUCAGUUUUGCUGGUGCUGUGACAACAACUAUCCCCUCUACUAUAGCAACAGUAACCGCUACCACUCAGGCAACAAGCAAUGCAGUUCAAACGCCAGCUUUUUGUAUGGUAACUCCCCUCACUUCAAAUAUUGCAACUGCUGCCACUGCAUCAGCACAGCCUGCCCUAGUCCAGAGUUCAAACUUAUUUGGAAAGCCAUCUGAAUCUACACAAGGAUCAACAACGUCAUCUACAACCAGCACUCUGGGACUUUGCUCCAGUCUUGCUACAUCUGCAGCUCCUCUUUUCUCAAUUACAACCACAUCUUCAGCUUCAGCUGCCUUGACUAGUAAGCCACAGAUGCAGACUCCUGGAGCAGUGCAUAGUAUUACUUCUGGAUCAACACCUGUAAGUAGUACUCCUGCUGUUAUGACGUAUGCUCAACUGGAGAACCUUAUCAACAAAUGGAGUUUGGAGCUUGAGGAUCAAGAAAAACAUUUUUUACAGCAAGCUACCCAAGUCAAUGCCUGGGACAGGACACUGAUUACUAAUGGUGAAAGGAUCACCUCAUUACAUAGAGAGAUGGAGAAGGUAAAAUUGGAUCAAAAGAGGUUGGAUCAAGAAUUGGACUUUAUACUUUCUCAGCAGAAAGAGUUAGAGGACCUUUUAACACCAUUGGAAGACUCGGUCAAGGAACAGAGUGGAACAAUCUAUCUACAACAUGCAGAUGAGGAGAGAGAAAAAACAUACAAGCUGGCAGAGAACAUUGACGCCCAACUGAAGCGUAUGGCCCAGGACUUAAAGGACGUUAUAGAACAUCUGAACACAACUGCAGGUCCUGGAGAUGCCAGUAAUCCACUGCAGCAGAUCUGUAAAAUCUUGAAUGCUCAUGUGGAUUCAUUGCAGUGGAUCGACCAGAAUUCAGCUCUUCUUCAAAGAAAAGUGGAGCAAGUAGCAAAGGAAUGCGAGAGUCGGCGGAAGGAACAAGAAAGAGGAUUCUCUAUUACAUUUGACUAACCUAAAUGAUGCACACUUUAGUAGUGUGUUUGGUUACAUUUUCUUCUGUGUUUAAAUAGUGUUAUUUCCUUAAUGCUAAUUGUGCGAUUUGUUUUCCCUAU
Molecule: messenger RNA, 1653 nt
Organism: Bufo bufo (common toad)
Lineage: Eukaryota; Metazoa; Chordata; Amphibia; Anura; Bufonidae
Gene: NUP62CL
Product: nucleoporin 62 C-terminal like
Exons: 12
Coding region: 116-1552 (478 amino acids)
Biological process (GO): RNA export from nucleus; protein import into nucleus
Cellular component (GO): nuclear pore; nuclear pore central transport channel
Molecular function (GO): phospholipid binding; structural constituent of nuclear pore
Source: RefSeq, a predicted model, not a curated record